AUGUCAAAUAUCUCCCUUCCACCAGGUAUGAGAGCAGUCCCUGCUCCUACAUCUCAACCUCAAGGAGUUCCCUCUGGUCAAGGACCUUCAACAGAAGAAAAAGAAGCGAAAGAAAGACAAAUGGGAGAGAUGAAGAGAGGUAUGAUAGCUGCCAUGUUGGAAUCUGAAGCUAGGGAAAGAUUAUCUCGAAUAGCGUUAACACGUCCGGAAUUAGCUGCUCAAGUUGAAGAUUUACUCAUCCGUAUGGGACAAUCAGGUCAAAUCAGGGGGAAAGUGAAUGAUGAGAAUUUAAAAGGGUUAUUACAACAGGUAACAGACAUGUCUCAACCUAAACCUAAACCCAAACCUAUAACGACAACCUCAACAGGAACACGUACCAAAUCCUUAGCAGCGGGGAUAACAAUCCAUAGAAAGAGGGAUGAAAGCGAUGAUGAAGAAUACGACCUGUAA
Molecule: messenger RNA, 450 nt
Organism: Tremella mesenterica DSM 1558
Lineage: Eukaryota; Fungi; Basidiomycota; Tremellomycetes; Tremellales; Tremellaceae
Exons: 4
Coding region: 1-450 (149 amino acids)
Cellular component (GO): nucleus; cytosol
Molecular function (GO): DNA binding
Source: RefSeq, a predicted model, not a curated record